Molecule: messenger RNA, 2124 nt
Organism: Helicoverpa zea (corn earworm)
Lineage: Eukaryota; Metazoa; Arthropoda; Insecta; Lepidoptera; Noctuidae
Exons: 1
Coding region: 1-2124 (707 amino acids)
Molecular function (GO): zinc ion binding; nucleic acid binding
Source: RefSeq, a predicted model, not a curated record
AUGUCCGAUAUUGAAUGUGUUUUGUCAUGCGACCCGGCUGACGCCCGGCGCUCGCAGGUAUCCGGGCCUGCGAGUGUUAAAUUGGUUACCGAUGGACGAGCAGGGGUAGGCGACCAGGCCCCUGUUGCCGAUAAUGUUACUGGCAGCGGUAAAAAGAAAAGUGGAGGCGGGAGGACGCGUGAGAAACGCCCACGCGACCCUGCUCUGGAGGCUGGGUCAGCAGGCUUGUCCUCCGAUGAGGAAGGCCUGCCAGCCCCCAAGAGGACGUCGGCAACGGCGGCCUCGAGAAAGGCAACUGGUUCGCAGCCGCAGAGGGAUGCGCAUGGAAGGUUCCUGCGCUCCAAGAACUCAGUGGCCAGCGGGACAGACUACGAAAUGGGGGUCUCUAGUGAGGACCCCGGGGUCGAGAGUUGCACCUCACUAGGGAGCACCAAAGCGGAACUUAACGCCGCCAAAAGGGAGCAGCGGAAGGUCGUCGCAGCCGACGAAGUGUCGCUCAUGUCUAGUCGCGCACGUGAGCGACGUGCUGCUCUGGCAGCAGAAGGGGGUGAGCCAUCGGCGUUAGUUCUGAGCCAACUGGCCUUGGACGGGGUGGACUUAGUACUGAAGGUUGCUACCAAAUCUGGCAGCCUGAAAGGUACUUUCACCCGUGGCUUGAAAGAGGCCGCAGGUGACAUCAAGGAGGCUAUUGGCCUCCUUCUCAAUAGGACGGCCUCUGACGAAGUCACGAAAUUGCAGGAGGAGAACGGCCGUCUCCGAAGAGACCUGGAAGACCUGCGGCAGCAAGUCGCCUUGCUGAGCGAGCAGCACCAGCGACACAAGUCCGUCGAAAGCACAGACGCAGUAGCACCGUCUCCCCCAGCGCAACCGGCAAACCCUCAAAGGGUUGAGGAAGUCGAACGUAUUGUCCGACUCUGCAUGCUCCAGUGCGGGAGCAUGGUCAAUGCUCGACUGGAGGCAAUUUCCCAGCGUCUUCCUGCGGAAAUCCUCCGUCCACCCCUAGCAGCCGACUCUCGAAGGGCUGAAGGGCCGCCGAGACCUGUGGGUAAGCCCGUGGAGGACACUGGAAAGCCCGCGGAGGGAGCCCCCCCGAAUGACGAGUCAGGAACCUCUGGGUCUAAGGGUGAGACUUGGGCGAAGGUGGUUGGCCGUAAAAAGGCUCGCAAAGCCGCUAAGAAGGCGUCAGCAGUAGCGCGCGCCACCAGCGUAACUGCAAAGGGGGCCCAAUCUGCACGACGGUCUACCAAAGAUGGUCGCAAAGUGCCGGCUGUACGUGCUCCGCGAUCCGAAGCUGUGUCGCUCACGUUACAGCCCGGAGCUGUGGAACGGGGCGUGACGUACCAGUCGGUUAUUGCCGAGGCCAAGGCCAAGAUCAAAUUAUCAGAUCUUGGCCUGCAGUCCGUUACCCUCAGGCAAGCUGCCACGGGUGCACGGCUAUUUGAGGUGGCUGGUGCUGGAAGCGACAGUGCCGAAAAGGCGGACGCUCUUGCCGCCAAGAUGAGGGAGGUCCUCAACCCUGAGGACGUUCGGGUCUCCAGGCCAGUCAAAACCGCAGAGGUGCGAAUUGCUGGUCUGGACGACUCCGUGACCUCUGAAGAGGUGGUGGCGGCCGUUGCCCGAAGCGGUGAGUGUCUGCCAGAAAAGGUACGUGCCGGCGAUAUACGCGCCGACGCCACCGGACUCGGCGUAGUAUGGGUUCGGUGUCCUGUUGCGUCGGCAAAGAAGAUAGCCGAUAACGGCAGAUUGCUGGUGGGCUGGGUAUCAGCGAGAGUUAAGCUCCUGCAGCCCCGGGCUUUGCGGUGCUUCCGGUGCCUGGAGAAGGGGCACGUCCGAGCAAAGUGCACUGCUGAAGUUGACCGUAGUGACCUUUGCUAUCGCUGCGGUCAGCCCGCCCACAAGGCGGCCCAGUGUUCCGCGCCGCUCAACUGCAGCGUGUGUUCGGCUGCAGGGAAGCCAGCGGGACACAAAUUGGGCGGAGGAGCCUGCGGCGCACCUGCCAGCAAGGCCAAGAAGAAAAAGAAGAGCUCUAAACCUGCCGGGGAAACCUCGCCGCCCCCGCAGGCUAGUUGCUCCGCGGCCGACUCCCGGCCCAGGACCGUUGCCGAGGGAAUGGAAAGUCAAUAA